This is a messenger RNA of Baudoinia panamericana UAMH 10762, 1143 nucleotides long. RefSeq lists its product as uncharacterized. The transcript is spliced from 3 exons. The record is from RefSeq and is a predicted model, not a curated record. The coding region runs from base 1 to 1143 and encodes 380 amino acids. Lineage: Eukaryota; Fungi; Ascomycota; Dothideomycetes; Mycosphaerellales; Teratosphaeriaceae.
AUGACCUACAACCACGGCCUGAUCUCCGCGCUCAAGACUUCAGACAACCUCUUCAAUGGCAUCUACUCCGUCACCUCCGUCACCGUCACCAUCGCGUGUGCACUCGCACUCUACAACGUCUUGGAGCUGAUCCUUCUCAUCCUGACAACCUUCCGCCGGUUUGGGGGCCUGUACUUCUGGUCUCUUAUCGUGGCAACUUGCGGGAUACUGCUGUACACCAUCGGCGUUUUGAUCCUGUAUUUUCAGUUCAGUGCACAACUUACCGGUCUUGCAAUUAGAGUGCUUGGCUGGCCGGCUAUGGUGACGGGGCAGAGUCUGGUGCUGUACUCACGGCUGGGAACGGUGCUUGGGCGGGGGUACGAUAACUUGAAAAGGGCAGUCAAGUGGGUUAUUAUUGUAGAUGCUGUGGUGCAUCAUUCUGGAACUAUUAUCCUGACCUUUGGCGCAUACUACGCUUCCCCUAGCCACGCAUGGAUCCACGCGUAUAACACUCAGCACAAGGUCCAGCGCACCUUCUUCUGCGUACAAGAGUGUCUGCUUUCCGCACUUUACAUCUGGCGCGCGAUUGACAUUCUGCGGUCGUCUCUCGUCCUGGCCGAGAAGCGGAGCCAAGUCCACUUAGUGAUGUUCCAACUCAUUGUUAUAAGUCUGGUCAUUGAGGCGCUAGAUGUGUAUUUGCUCGUUGACGAGUACACGGCGCUGCAAGCCAUUAAGCAAGCAGUCAAAGCUAUGGUGUACAGCAUCAAGCUGAAACUUGAGUUUGCCACUCUCAAUAAGCUGAUCGACGUAACGGAGAGCCGCAGUACGGUUGGCAGGAUUAUUGCUGUUGCCGACCACGCGGAAAAGCACGUCAAUCAAGCACCCGUGCGGGGUCUGCCCUUCGACAACAGCCGUCGCAGCCCAGAGCCCGACCUUGAGAAAGCGAGUGGUGACGCCUCGAUCUUAGUGAACAGCGUCGUCCGGGCCCAUCCGCAGGAGGUGCGCACAGCCACGAACGGGGCGUUGAGCGUUCCGCAGCUCCCUGCAGCGACGGUCGAAGAACGAAGCCGGCGACGGACUAUGGACGAGGAUCUCUACGCGGGUGCUUGCAAAGCCGUUGCUGGACAAGUGGAAGCCCAUGGGACCGACACGGAGGGAGACUGA